AUGAAAGCCGCUGCGAUGACGGUGCUUGAUGGCACCAACGAAGGGCUCGUGCUAGCAUUGUUACGACACGACGCCGAUGUGUUUGCGCGCGACCGAAAGGGCAAGACCGCACUCGAGUGGGCUCGACUAACCAACAACACGGGCGCCAGUCGGCACUUGGAGAUGGCGAUCCAGGCGCACAUUUACGCCCGCCGAAUAGCCGACGCAGACGAAAACAGAGUGACGAAGCAUGCCCAUGUACUGGAACGGCACGCGCAGCUGUGUAAGGACAUGCAGACUGCCGUCGCGGCCAACAACGUGGUGCAGAUUCGUGCGUUGAUUCAGCAAGCCACCGACGACGGCAUGAGUGCGGACGUGUUCCGUGAGGCUGCCACGUCACACUCGCGGUACUUCUUGGACGUGGAAACCAGUGCCGGGUGGUCAGCUCUCACGAAAGCGGCGUCUGUGGGCGACCUCCCGACCAUCGAGUUGUUGGUGCAGCAUGGAGCGGAUGUGAACUUGGAGACGAAGCUCCGGCACACGGCGCUGACGUGGGCGGCGUACUGCGGACACAAGGACGUGGUGCAGUUCCUCCUUCAGAAUCAAAGGGCAGACUGGCGGCAGGGCACGUCCGAGGGCAAGACAGCGCUCAUCCAUGCUAGUCGGAACGGCCAACACGUCGUGGUGGGUAUAUUAGUGGCCGUUCUGCACGAGUGGAGUGUCGGGUGCAGCAGCGCGAACCGUGCCAAGCAAGACUACGCUGGCGAUCACCCCAAGGCCCCCCCCGAGUGGCACAGUGUAUUUCUAGAUGCGCUGCACACAACGGACAAGGCUGGAAUGGAUGCGAUGGGGUAUGCCAAGGCGGAAGGCCAUGCGCAAGUUGUGUCGGUGUUGCAGACAGCCAUAAACAACGCCCAGAAUCACCUCGAUCAUGUGGAGACACUCAAAGCCAAGACGGCCGACGUCGCUUGCAAUCUCGGCUGUGGCUUCCACCACGCUAAAGACUUGAUUGGGUACCAUCAAGACAACAAAUGUCCACAUCGAAUGGUUGAGUGCGAAUUCUGCAAUGCGAAAACGAUGGAUAUGGAUAUGGACGAACAUAAGCGGAGGACUUGUCCUGGUCGUCAAGUCACCUGCGUCCACUUGCAAUACGGGUGCACAGUGACGUUGCCAUGGCGGGACAUGCAACUCCACCAAGUGGAGCACUGCCAGUAUCGUCAAGUGGAGUGUCGGUUAGACUGCGGCACCAAAUCUCUUCGUUGGAACACUCGGGAUACCCACGAAGCCCACGACUGCCCCCUUCGAAGUGUGCGGUGUCCGCAGUGUCACAUCGACGUGCUCGGCCGCGACAUUCGACCUCAUCAUCGGAAUCACUGCUCCAAGCGGAUUGUUUCCUGUGAGUUCUACGGUGGAUGCGGCGACAGCCAUCCGUUCGAUGAGACAGAGUUUCACAGAAACUUUCUGUGCAACUUGCGGCCGCGGCCGUGCCGGUGGGCGGGUCACGGGUGCGACGCCGUCCUCGGUCCGCCACAGGUCCUGCAGGCGCACGAGGCCACGACUUGCGCGUUUCGACUCGUGCGGUGCAAGAACAACUGUGCCGUCGACUCGCUGAUGUGGUGCUUUGCAACACAGCAUUAUUUGUGGGACUGCCCCAAGGAAAUGAAAGCUUGUCCGCUGGGCUGCCACGUCACCAUGGAAAGUCAAUACGUGUACGGGCACCAAGAACCCAACUGCGGGUUUUGUCCCCAUCGCCAAGCCCGGUGUAAUUCAGAUUUAUGCGGGAAAAAGGUGCUCAUGUUUGGUCAGUCCGACGCCAGUGUGGGUGUGCGGUCAGACGACGUGUCGGGUGUGGGGAUGGCGUUGACUCUGGAAGGGGCUCAGCUUCGAACCCGCCGGCUAGAAACGUUCUUAGCGACGGAAAUGGACGCGGCCCAGCUGCCACCACUGGCCCUUCCGUUUCUAAGGCGAUGGCUGAGUACUCGGUUGAAGGACAUGGUUGAAGCACUAGCCAAGUUGCACGUCGAGUCGACGCAGCUGGGGCUGGUGGUGCGCUACGAUCAGACAACGGACUGCCACCUCCUCAGCGUCCAAGGCGCCUGUACUUGGGUGAACCUGAACCACACGUACUUUGCAGAAGACGCCAGCCAACCAAACGACUGGAAGUGCGGGUGGCUCACAGCGGACAGUCGGAACCAGCACCAGGACAACUCAUGUCCCCUCAAAGUCGUGCCGUGUCCUCUGGGAUGUGGACAGAUGUCCCAGAAGUUCCAAAUCGAUAGCCAUGUAAAAGAUCGCUGCAUCAAGCGGACGUUGGCGUGUCGGCUCGGUUGCGGGUUGUCUAUGAGUGUCGAAGGCUUGCUAGCUCACGAACAAACCCAAUGUCCGCUGAGCCACCAGUUCUGUCCGCAUUGCCACGAGAGUUUGCUGGAAAAAGAGGUCGAGAACCACGUCGCGUUCAAGUGCUGUAAGUACCCGCGGCCGUGCCGGUUAACCUGUGGCGCCAGGCUAUCGUCCAGUGAUUUUGUCCAGCACGAGACAACAGACUGUCCUAAACGAUUAGUGCGUUGUAUCGACUGCAAUAAAGUCGUCUUCUUUCAAGAACUACAGGGACACGUGGCAGACGAGUGCCCUUGUCGUCCCAGCGGCGCCUGCGACCUCGGCUGUGGCCUGUUGUUACGAGUAAACCAAGUGCAAGUUCACUUGAGUACGGAAUGUCCUCUGAGGUGCGUGGAGUGUCCGCAAUGCCAGUCGACUGCCGUCCGCGUGUCAGAAUUCACACAUCACAUCAAGUUCAUGUGUCCGGAGCGGCAGCUGUUUUGCCAGAAAGGGUGCGGCGCCAGCCUCCGCGAGUCGCAACUCGACACCCACGAGGCGCUGGACUGCGCGCACCGUCCGGUCGUGUGUCCGCUCCGGUGUGCGAUCAACUGUGCGGCAUCGACGCUCCAGCGACACCUCCAAACGGACUGUCCUCGGCGGUUAGUUUCGUGUCCGAAUCGGUGUGGGGCUCGCGUCCCCGCGGUGGAGCUGCCUACGCAUCUCCGCAACUGCGACCACCGGAUGGUGCGCUGCGGCGCCGGCAGCUCCCUCUGCGCCCGCCCCCUCAAGGCGUGGAUCACCCCUCAGACGUCGUUAGAUCGAUGCUUUGCACACCACGAACAUGGCUUCAUGUGGGCUCUCAAGACGUCCGACGUGGACACAAUCUUGACGUUUUUACAUCGCAUUCACAAGUCUGCCCUGGACGAGGAGUUCACCACGGGCUUCACCCCGCUCGCUCUCGCGUGUUCGAAGGGGGACACCCCCCUCGUCCGGAUCCUGCUCCACCAUGGCGCCGACGUCAACCUCGAGACGUCCCGAGGCCGGACGCCGCUGGGUGAAGCCUGCCUCGGCCGACAUGUCGACGUCGUCGAGUUGUUGCUGAGAUAUCGGGCAGUAGUCCAGCACACCAACCGCCACGGACUUACAACCAUCAGCAUCGCGCGUCAAAUGGCUCAUGACGGGAUCUUGGCGGUGCUGGACAAACGCCAUCAACUCGAACUGACACAACGGAGGCUGUUUGUCGCGAUUGCAACCUCUAACUAUGCCGACAUUGAGACGAUAAUAGCCGGGGGGGAGAUGGCGUACAGGGAGAACCACGCGUGGCACCUCGGGCGGGAGCUGACGGCGAGUUUGGCGGUGCUGGAUGACAUCCGGACGCAACUGACCGACCACAUGAACGCGAUGAACGUAUCGAUCGCGGAUUCAGAAGCCAAACAGAUGAAGGUGGUCAAGAUUCUAGACUCGGUCGAGUACAACAAGGCACAGCUGGAGCACGUCCAGAAGAAGGAGGCGAAAGUCGAGGCCUUUCGACAAGUGACGGAGCUCACGGUGAAGCGCGCCAUUCAAGCCAUCACGGCGCAGGAUAUCCUGGGGCUGAUCAGUCAGACGGAGCCCUCGCCAGGUCUUCUGGUCGUGUUAAAGGCCAUGGCGCUGUUCAACGGCGUGAUCCCCAAAGUGAAAAGAGGGACGGACGUGAAUGGCUUCUCCGACAAGGAAUGGUGGGAAACGUCCCAAGCCAUGCUCAUGGACCGCCAAUUCCUUGGGAAAUUGGUGAAUUUCCGAGAUUUGGACGUCCCCCCGGACGUUCUCUUCAAGGUCCGCCGCGAAUGCCUCAAGCACGACGCGUUCCCGACCGUGGCCGAGUUUGAACCCGAAGCGGCGUCAGAACCCCGAAACCCCGGAACCCCCAACCCCCUAGCGAAAUCGCUUCCGUUGGUCCGUCGCGUGAAGAACGACAUGACGCCGUUUCUAGCGCUAAGUACGUGGGUGCGGGGCGUGGAAGUGAACCAAAAGUCCAAAGCUGAAGCGAAACUCCUGGACGAAAAGAAGGCCGUUGUCCAGACCGACCUCGCGACGUUGGACGGGGAGCUCAAAAAUGCAAAGUUUGACAUGAAGACGGCGCAUCGGUCGCUUCCGUCUAGACAACAAGAGCUCGAUCGUAUCGUUGCUCUGGAAGUUAAAGCCGCCGCCGACACCAAACUCAAGCAACGCCGAGUGGACGUGUGCGAGUUGCUCGCAUUCACGAGCUUGAAUGGCCACACGCCGCUCACGUUCGCCGCAUCCAUCGGCAACGAGCGCGCCGUGCGCCUUUUGCUAAACCGCGGCGCCAACGGCAGCUACUCGGACGAAGAGCAACGGCUGGCGGCGAAAAUUCUGCAAAACGCGAUGCGCCACUAUGUCCACCAUAUCAAGUUGACGGGGGAGCUGGCCACGUUGUCUGGCAUAACCGGGUUCUUGUCAUUGAAGCCAUUAACUCAACAAUUCAGGCGGUACAGGCAGUGCUCCCGCGUAGCCCUGCACGAAGCUGCCUACAACGGGCACCACGAAGUACUGGAGCUGUUGGUCGAGGCUGGCCGUGCAAAGCUGUGGCAACCGAGCUACGUCGACCCGAUCGCCGCCUGUCCAGGCCAACUGGCGUCUCAGCCGCGCCACGUUGUGGGCAACGGCAUGGGUGUGUGGAAGCUCCAGUUCCGGACGGCUCCGCUGACGCUGCCGGACGCGGUCAGGCUCGGGGAAGCGAGGCUUCGACGUGCGGUGUUCCGGCCCAAGACAGGAUGGGAUAGCACGUCCAGUAUUCUUUUGAAGGCGUCGGCCAAGUGCCAACAAGACAAGCGGACUGAGCAGCUGACUCGCAAGACGAUUCUGAGGCGCACAGCCAAUCAGAACCUCUUGCAUGGACGUCUGGAGAUAGCCAUCCAAGCCAAGAAGUAUGCGGAAGCGUAUGCUUUGCUGGACGACGGAGCAUUCCCGGGCCAUGCGACUCCGGGGGGGCUCACUGUGCUGAGCCAGGCAUGCACGGAAGAAGUGUAUCUAGUCAACGCGGAUGGCGACACGGUUUUGGCUGUCGACUACUUUUUGGAUCGAAGCAGCAACCGCCCGUCGCCCAACUUCGAAAGCUUCAGCACUUUCAACGGGUCUCCUUCGUCAUCGUUCUUGCCUCUGGUGGUCGCGGCGCAUUACGGCACUGUGCGCUGCGGUCGUAGUCUGGUCAGUCGCGGUGCGGAUGUGAAUGCGCGCACCACGACAACCGGCACAUCGGCGUUGAUCACGGCCGUGCGCAACAACAAGGACGAGUUCGUCCAAUUCUUGCUGUCACAUGGCGCCAACGUCCACGUCAAGGACAUCCAUGGCCACACAGCGCUGGCGUACGCCGCUGCCAACAACAACGAGGUGGUGUGUGCGAUGCUGUCGCAGGCGGCCGCCGAGGUUCGGCAGACGCUGCUGCUUCUCGGCAAGUCGACGGAAUUCGGGCUCUGUCGGUGGGGCUGCGGGUUCGUGGGGCUUCGAGACGACCCCGUUGUUGAACACGGCCACAUCGUUCGACUGAUGCAUCCGCUGACCGCCCACGAAGCCGCCGUGUGCCCCAAGCGAGUCGUGAAAUGUCCGCACGGCUGCGGCGCCGUCGACCUCUGGAGCGAGGAGGUGCCAGCCCAUGUUGAGGCCACGUGUCCGUUGCGCCAGGUGCCGUGCGCGAACCCCAAGUGCUCCGACAUCCUCCCAUUCAACCGUCUCCAGACCCAUGAAUGUCAAGAAUGCCCACAUCGCACCGUAGCCUGCUCGGCCUGUGGAGAGACCUCCCUGGCGUACAAGCUACCCAAACAUCAAGCCGCGCACUGUCGCCUGCGGUCCACAUCUUGUCCUGCUUGUGGGGAUACCUUACCAGCCAUGGACUUGUCCAGACACCAGAAAUUCGACUGUGUCUGUCGGCAGGUGCGGUGUCGGCUCGGCUGCGGGUUUGUCGAAAGCCGACUCCGCGCCCACCACGAGCUGUCGGACUGCAUCAUGCGAUCGAUUCCGUGUGUGUUUGGGUGCGAAGGCGGCACGACGCCGGAACGCCAAGCCGCGCACGAACUCGAGUGCGAACUUCGCACUGUCGGGUGUCCCAACCGUUGCGGUGUCCGGACAGACGGGGGGCCUCUCCGGGCCCGCGACAUCGUUUCGCACGUCCAAAACGACUGUCCUCACCGAUUUGUAGCGUGCGAGUUGGGGUGCGGCAAGAAGGUCCGCGCGGUGGACCUGCCAAGCCACACCGCGUCGACGUGUACGCUCCGGCUGGUGGAGUGUCCAAGGUGCCAGAAACAAAUGACCGCCGACGAGCUGGACUCCCGCCAUCCCGACUGCCGAGCCCGGAUCGUGCCGUGCGGGGCGUGCGGCCUGGGCGGGAUCGUCGCCGAGCACUUGGACAGACACAAGGCGGACGAGUGUAAGAUGCGACUG
Messenger RNA from Aphanomyces astaci, 6732 nucleotides. RefSeq lists its product as hypothetical. The annotation marks the transcript as partial. Gene Ontology annotation, cellular component: cytoplasm; nucleus. Gene Ontology annotation, molecular function: protein binding; zinc ion binding. The record is from RefSeq and is a predicted model, not a curated record. NCBI's taxonomy places the organism in Eukaryota, Oomycota, Saprolegniomycetes, Saprolegniales, Verrucalvaceae. The transcript has 17 exons.